Mercenaria mercenaria is the source of this 9779-nucleotide messenger RNA. RefSeq names its product probable E3 ubiquitin-protein ligase HECTD4. Bases 1 to 6894 code for a protein of 2297 amino acids. Lineage: Eukaryota; Metazoa; Mollusca; Bivalvia; Venerida; Veneridae. The record is from RefSeq and is a predicted model, not a curated record. Gene Ontology annotation, molecular function: ubiquitin-protein transferase activity. The transcript is spliced from 29 exons.
AUGCCGUUGAAAUUAAACAAUGUCACAGUGCUAACCAAUGCAUUGACUGGUUUACCAGUCUUGUUGAACUCAAUAGACAGUCUAAGUUCUCCGCGAUGUCACAGUCACCAGCUUAUGUCAAUGGCAAGACAAGUUAACGCCUCACUGUGUGCUCUAGGGGGUUUCCAGGAAAUGAUUAAACCAGGCUGCCAAGUAGAGGUGGCGGGAGAGGUUGACAAUUCUACGGGUACAGUGGUCAACAUGUCUCAGCAGACUGGUAUGGUUACUAUCCAGUUAGACCCUGACCCUGAGGGAACUUACUCUCCUAGGUAUUCUGAUACCAUCCAGGUGCCAUUUAGCAGGGUACAGCCAUGUAGAAAUAGAAUGUUCAGUAGUCGGCAGUUGUCAAUGACAGAUGCUAUAGUAACAGCAAUGCAAGCCAUCUUGUUACCUCAUGAUGACAACAAUUCAUCUUUGCAACAAGUGCUCCCAUUGGCUGAUGAUGGUAACAGCAUGUCCAAUCAGAUUUGUCGUGUUGUAGCUGAGCUUGAAACAAGGGCAUGUACUGUGCUGGCACUGUAUCUCCAGGAUAUUGACUUCACAAAGGAGUUUAUACAGCAUUGUGGAUCCACUAUUGAUAUGCUCAAAUCACUCGCCAAAGACUGCAGUACAGGUGCUAGAAAGCUGGUGGUAGAAUCUCACUGUGAGAGACUGAGGACGCUGUAUAGAGAUUGUGCCAAACCUCCACCUCCACCAAGUAAAGUUGACAACAGGAACAAGGAAAUGACAUGGGACACAAGCCGUAACUUUCCACCAGUGAGGGCAUGUCUUUUCUCCCAUAAUCUGAAUGGAGUAACCUUUCUUGGGGACCCUAGUGCUGGGAGCGGUAUGCCACGAGGAACCAUGGUGUAUGCUAAUAUACCUAUACCACUUCAGGCACCAUCAUUUUACUGGGAAAUGGAGAUCUGCUCGUUCGGAGAUAGUCAAGAUGAGAGUUCAGCUUACGUUUCAUUUGGUUUUGCUCCGCCAGCAGAGAAGAAAGAUGGAGCCUGGACAAAUCCCAUUGGAACUUGUCUCUUUCUGAAUAAUGGUAAGGCAGUACAUUACAAUGGAGCCAGUCUGCUACAGUGGCGUAGUGUAAGGCUUGACUGUACAGUCGGGGUCGGGGAUAUCGCUGGUAUCGGCUGGGAGAGAACCAGCGACCCGCCAGUUCAGGGCGAGACACCUAAAGGCAAGGUAUACUUCACGUUCAAUGGAAGGAGACUUCAACCAUGGAUAGAUGAUGUUGCCGGAGCUAUGUAUCCAGUUGUUCAUAUACAGAAAAAGUCAACCAGAGUAAAAGCAAAUUUUGGUGCAAGGCCAUUCGCGUUCGCAGAAGGUCAACAGCAUAGAGAGGCAGCGGAUGAAGCUGAUGACCUUACACGGGAGAUUAGAGAGAGUUUUGGACAUCUUCCGUUCCACUCGACCUCAGACAGUGAAAGUGAGGGAGCUGUGACAGCUCCUUCUACUCCGAGCAACCUUAGUGAAGUGAAUGAAUUAAAUGUUCCUGCAGGACCAUCUUGUAAAACAGUACCAAUUCCUAAACCAUUGAAAGAGUACAACCCAGAAAACUGCAGGUUCUAUAAGCUAUUCCAUUCCUAUGACAGCAUGAUUACAACAGGCCCUGACCCAAAGGCACAACUGCCGGCACAGGACACACUGUCGGACGAGGAGUCGAAUGAAGAGGAACAGACAAAUGAAGACCAUUAUGCCCUGCUGGUGAAGGCUUGGGAGCAGAAAGUAUUCCCUGUUAUUAGAAGGAGAUUUAGGAAUGAAGCUGAGAGAAAAGACGGCUUGGAACAGAUAAAAGGGGCAUUGCAGCUUGGUAUGACAGAUAUUGCCAGACAGACAGUUGAAUUUCUGUAUGAAGAAAAUGGUGGCAUGCCACGUGAUCUUCACCUUCCAACCAUCGAUGACAUUAAGGAAGACCUUGCUAAGUUUACCAUAGAUCGUGUCAGAAAGGGUACGACAGUGGUGAUACGAGGUCCCACUGGUAGUAGUGCUAGUGGAACAACUGUGUUACCAAAGUUUGCAGUUAGAUCUAUGCUGAAAACCUUCGGACUUACAGGAACUGUUCUUGAUGUUGAAAAUUCAAAUGAGCUGGUGCAAGUUGAGACAUACCUGCGUAGUGAAGGUGUCCUGGUAAGAUACUGGUACCCAUUGAACAUGUUGGAACGCCCUCCACAGGGAAUGAGGAAAUCCACAAUUACAGGAGGUCAGAUACUGGACACCAGCAAUGUCAACAUACAUAAAGAACUGAUAAGGUCAGAAAGGACACUGGCAAGAAUGUACUGCCGAACAGCGUUACUUAAACUGAUUGAUCACUGUAACUCUUCAGCAAUGGAGGUGAUUUCUUGUUCCUCCAGUCUGGCUUCAGGAAUGGAGGCAAGUGCAGCUCUGUUGCAGGAACUGGACAUCGAGAACAUACAGUUGUUGUCAAACGAGUUACUGCGGGCACCACAGCCUCAUGGUACCAUCAAGGCAAAGUCUUUAAUGUUGUGUGACUCAUCAAAACACUGUCUGGCUGCCCAGAGCUGCUCCUUGUCAGACCUGAUGUACGAAAAUGUUGACAGAUUAAAGAAAGAGCUGGCUAUAGCCAUAGCAAGAGCUGCUGGCCAGGGAGAAGAUUACUUGUUUGAAUUGACCAAUCAGAUUUGUGCAUGUCUGCAGACUGCCCCGGAGAUGUUUCCAUAUGAAGAAUUUCCAGUGACAGAAAGCAAAGUGCAGACAGAUAUAUACUUCCCGGGAGCUGCGUGUCUCGUUAUCUCAUGUAAAACUGAUCCUAAAGCCACAAAGAAAGAGACAUCAUUGUACAAAUCUCCUUGGGCACGGAUAUAUUGUUACACUGGUCAGAGAAUCAAGAAAACUGGACAAGUAGCGAAGCAAGAGGUGGUUAGCUAUCCCCGGGACACGUCAUCAACCAGUAACCAUGCUGAACAGUACACGCCUGCAAUAAUCCCCUGUGACUGCAUUCACAUCAAAGUGGGAGUGUCACCACCCCCUGGGGUCAUCAUUACUAUCCAUGCUUUGCCACCUCAGUUCUUACUGUCCUUGACAUACAUUGAAACAUUGAUCACCGAGAAACAUGGAUGUGGUACAAAAAGCUGUGUUCCACUAAAACAGGAUGAUCCCAACCCUUGGGACAUACCGUCUUUCUCUCAGAGCCAGUCUAAAACAGAAACAAAACUUAUAGAUAAAGAUCCGAAUGGAAGUUUGUGGAAUCUGGACAAUAUUGUAAUAACACCACCAGUAUUUAGUCACAUGAUCGAACAAAUUUGUCUCUACCUGUGGAGAACAGACGUUCCAGCUCUAGUAAAAGAAUAUAUAUUUCACCAGUUAGCACAGUCAGUCAGGAUUUAUCACUACAGUGAGGGAGGAAAUGGUACCCGGCUCCCCUCACCACAGCCCCAUCUCAAUGUUAACACUGGGCUGAUGGUGCUGUUACAGUCUGAGUUAAAGAUUUUGUACGAGACGGAGACAAAGGGCUGGGAGACUAGGACCACACCUAGUGGAACGGGCAUUGGUAUCGGGGUAACAGACCAGGGUAAAUUUUCAACAUAUUUCCAUGCUCUGCUGGAACUUAACCUAGCAGUUGCUGAACUGAACAAACCGACUGGAAGAUCAAAGGGCGGAGACAUGGGUUUAAGCCUAGAAAUGGUGCCUCGUCCACCAACCAGUCCAACCCAUACGUCAAGAAGAAAGAAGUUGAAAACAAAACGUGACAGGCGAGAUAGUGCACAGAAGAGAGAUGAGGCUCGAAGAGCAAGUGAAAGUGAAGUACAGGAAUCUGGACAGCCAGCUUCAACCUCCUCAUCGGCAUCAAGUUUGUUGUCGCUUGUGUCAUCAGUGAGUGAUCAGAGUGCUGCUGCAUCCACCUCAGGAGCCACUGGCUCAUCUUCUACAAGUCAAGACAAAGAUGUCAAAGACAAAGAUAAGGAGGCCAAGGAGUCAAAGACCUCCACUAAACUUGCUAAACCCGAAGAUGAACUUUGGUUACACAGAGCUCUUAUUGUGUCUCACAUCUUACGAUGUCUAGCGUUUAACGAGAAGAAUGGAAUGAUAGCGCUGGUGAAUGCAAUUGCAGAUGCUCAUCAAGUUCUUAAUGCAGUAACUGCACAUCAAAGAUUAGUGAUCAUAACUGGAAUUCCAACAACUCUUGAACCGGAAUUCGUUAAACAAGCUUUACGAUCAAUAUUUAAAUCCAAUGGAGGAGUGGAUAGGGACGAAAUAUUUUUGCCAUAUCAGACCGUAGAAACAGUUCAAGUUAAAGAAGUUGUUCUUAAAGACGAAGCAACAGGUGAGACUGUUACAAAACAAGUAAAAGAUACAAGUGAACAGAAUGAACGAGGUAAGACAGACACUACUGAAGAAAAAGAUGAGUCGAAAAAUGUUCAGACAGCAGAAGGAAGUGCUGAAAGUUCAGCUGACAAAAAAGAAGGCAGUGAAACAGAACUGAAAAAGGAAAUAAAAAGGGAGAUGAAAUUAAACGGUUAUGCAGUUGUGUCAGUAAUGUCGAAAACCAAAGUUGAAAAUAUCAAAAAGAGUUUGAUCAAAAGCCAGGCAUUAUUUGAAGGUGCUUCUUUAGAACAGGAUGAUCCCAUUGAGGUUCCAACGAUAACAACUGUUGGUCCAAACCUUAUAGCAGAGGAACAGUCAAAUGAACCUUUAGAAAAAUAUUUACAAUUCAAAUUUUUCCAGGAUAAAAACCAGAUUGAGAUUUGUGACAGUGCCACAGUGGCUCUUACAGAGAUUUUUACUAGUUGUUUUAUAGUAGAGCAAAAGCACGGGUCUCCAGAAUUUAGACAGGAGUCAGGGUACAUUUGUCUAAGCAAGGAACAGAUCUUACAACACACCCCGGAGAACUUGUUGUGUGCAUUUUUCAGUAAUAUUCGACCUCCGAAGAAGUCAAUCCCAGAGCAGGUGUUACAAGUGUUGAGGAGAUAUGGGAUAGUCUUUAGUCCAGAUAAAGAAGGGCAGGGUAAGGGUAAAGGACGUAAACCACAGAAAAGUGCUAAGGAGAAGAUGAUGGCAACAACAGAAAAACCCAGUCCUAAAGAAAAGAGGUCGAAGGAUAGAUCUGCAGGGGAGAAAUCAGAGAAAGAAGAAACCCCGGACCCAGAUAAACCUGUCAAGACUUCGAGCACAGAAAAAGAAGAACGUCAUUGCUUGACAUUAGAUGGAUUCCUGCAGUAUGUAGCAGACCAAGUUAAACAAGAUGUGAGAGGUGUGUGGAGGGCUAUUCUUGCUUGUGGAUUCGAUAUCCACUUUGAAAGAUGUGCCUGUCUGGAUAACAGCCAAGCCCAGCAAAUGGCCAGACAGUGGACUCUAGACAUGGAUGCCGCUCUGACCCAGUUUGUGAACUCAUUCUGUCGAAAGUUAGCAGUAACUCCUGCAAGGAUACACCCACAUGAGAUUAGAAUUACACCAUCAGAACUUGCUAGUGAAAAGUAUUCCUGUCUUCAAGGAGUUCCAGUUGAGAGUAUACGGCUGAGAUUUGCUUUCCUUCAAUCUUUGAACAACACACUGGAAACAUUUUUCCUACCCCUGAUUGACCUCCGACCCUGGCAGACAUACAACCGAAGCACUGCGGCGCUGCUCUCUAAAAUUCGAGGUCUGAUCUUCUAUGACACAAAAUGCUGUUUAAUGAAUAGAAUACUAAAUGCUACUGCCAAGAGAAAACCUGAUCAGGCAGCACCUGAGAUAACUCUUGAUCCACUGGAGGACAUCGGAGAGGAGCAGGAGAAUUCUGUGAAUACAACAUAUUGUCAGGCAUACAGACAGCUAUCUCAGAUCCCAUCUAGUCAGUUAUGUGUUCGUUUAGCAUGUGGUGGUGACCCAACAUACUCGUUUAACGUGAAGUUCACUGGAGAGGAGGUUCAUGGAACAAGUGGUUCCUUCAGGCACUUCCUGUGGAAAGUUGCGAGGGAGAUUCAAGAUCCGAUAUUGAACAUACUGGUUCCCUGCACAGGUGCUAACUACAGAGGAAGAUGUCUGCUGAAGCCCGGCUUAUUGACUGUAUCAGAGGAGAAACUAGUCAUGUUUUUUGGGCAGUUACUUGGAAUCACAAUAAGAGCAGAUAUCCCAAUUGGUUUAGAUCUGAUGGCGUCAUUUUGGAAAUCUCUGGUUGGAGUGUCUGUAGAUACAGUGGUAGACAUAAAAGAGGCAGAUCAACUUACAUACAGUUACUUGAAGAAAAUUGAAAUGGUUGAAACUGAAGGAGAGUUACUUGCCCUUUGUGCUGACGUAUAUCCAAGAUUUGUCUACCCUUCAUUAUCUGGUGAAGAGGUAGAACUUGUUCCACAUGGAAGACACAUUGUAGUGAGUUGGGAGAAUAGACAGCAGUACAUUAAUGCAAUACGAGAACUGAGAACGAAGGAGUUGUUAAACAGGAGGAGAAUACAGGCUCUUAGGUCUGGAUUGGCCACCAUCAUACCGCUACAACUUCUUGUGAUCAUGUCACCUGCAGACUUGGAAAUGAGAACUUGCGGACUGCCAUACGUGAAUAUUGAAUUUUUGAAGGCCCACACAAUGUACCAAGUAGGCCUGAUGGAGACAGACAGACAUAUACAGUACUUCUGGAACACCUUGGAAGGCCUUAGUCAGGAGGAUUUGUGCUGUUUUAUCAAGUUUGCUUGCAACCAGGAGAGAAUUCCACAGACUUGCCCCUGUAAGGAUGGAGGUAGCGAUACCGCUCAUGUUCCGCCAUAUCCAAUGAAAAUAGCUCCCCCAGAUGGUCAAGGAACAGCAGAUCAAAGAUAUAUUCGAGUAGAAACAUGCAUGUUUAUGAUCAAAUUGCCGCAGUAUUCUAGCCAGGAGAUUAUGACCCAGCGACUCAUGUAUGCCAUACAUUGCCGUGAGGAUCCUCUCAGUGGAUAGGAACUAGCUAACAUUUUAUGACGCUGCUUGAUGCCAUAAAAACUCACUUAGUGGAUACAGCCUGUUUUAAGGUUUUAUAAUUGCUAUUUGUUGCCAUGGAGAUACAGUUAGUGCAUAGCAACCCACUUUAAGAUUUUACAGUUCAUACCAAAAGUUGCUGAAUGUUGCCACAGAGAUUCAUUUAAUGAAUAGUUACCCACUUAAUGUUUAAUACAGACCUAAAACUGUAAUGGAAAGACACAUAGAGGAUUGCAACAUGCUCAAAGGUUUAAUAACACAAACACACUAAACUUUGAUAUUUAUUUAAUAACACAGAUUUAAUAUCCUCUGUUUUUGCCAUGAAAAUGGAAAGUAGUGGAUAUUGACUUUCCUUUGCACAUUGCUGUCGUAUUCAUCCACUUUCAGGAAGAACCAGUUUGCUGGUUGAAUUGAGAGCAAUUUAAGCAGAAUAACCAGUUUUAAAUUAGAAGUUGUCUUUCAUAUAAGAUUGUAAACUAGAAGGAAGCUGAAUUUUAUUAUCAUCAAAUGGUAAUAAAUUUCAGUGUAAUAUUUGAGAUUGUAGACUAGAUGUUGUAGAAUAGAUAGUCCGAUAUAAUCAUAUUCUUAUGGAGAAGUCUUUCAUGAGAUUUCAACACUUUCAAAAAGGGUAUGGUUGUUUUAUAUACCAUAUAUUCCCUUAUUAAUGUACCCUGGGCAUUAUUUUUUUUUGCAAAAGGGAACUGUUAAGAAUUACCUCUUUUACAUGCUUGUGGUAAAUAGAAGCUAUAAAUUGAACUUCUAAUGAAAUUUAACAAUUAAAGCUCUACCAUAGUGCUGGUAUUUACUUUCAACCUAAAUUAAUUUCAAAAGAAGAAAAAAAAAAAUAGGAAAAUAAUAUAUGGGUGGGCUUGUUCAUAGGAGGGCAUUAAAUAGCUAAUAUAUGGUAUACAUAAUUAAAAAUGUGUGUGAAAAGUUUUUGGACGGCAUACAUUGAUGUAGGUAAGUGAUAAAAAUGAAAACGUAAUAAUAUUGCAAUUGUCUUUCGCCCUCAAAAACCGAUCGAAACUGAAAACUUGUAAAGGAGUUCAAUGUUCUGCUGUUCGAACAAAUAGUGUUCAAUUUAGAUGUUUUUUAAAGAUAUUAUUUCUAAAGUUUUGCUUGUUUAGGUGUCACAAAAAAUUGUAGAAUGUUUUGACUGUAUACCAGUAUGAUGUGUUUAAAUUAUUGAUUUGUUUGGCUUUUUUUGAGUGUGAGAAAUCAUGGUUAUGAGAUACUUAGUUCAUUUCUCAGCAGUGGUUGUGUUUAGUGUUGCUUGAAUAUAAGGGGAACAAAAGCUGUACUUCAAACAAAAGCGCUGUUUUCUGGUGUAACUUUCUUCUAUGUCACUGUCUACUAAGUAGUACAUCUGUGUCAUGUUUGAACAGUAGGUUGAGUAGAAGUACUGAAGGGACCCUGUGGAGUGGUUGAGGUCACUGCCUUCAAAUUGCUUCAUAUCACUACUCUUUCUCUGAUGUGAGUUCGAAACCUUGUAGAAUUCUUUCAUUCGAAGAAGCCGUCCAUCUGGCUUUUCUAUCCAGGGGUAUCUGCUGCCUAAAAUAAUGCUCUUAGGGCCCAUCAUCAAAAGUUUGAAAAUUGCCGUAUGACCUGUAAUUGUGUUUGUGUGAUGUCAAACCCAACAAAACCAAUGAAACAAGACAGAUGAUGUCAGGGGUGUGAUGAGGUUGAGGAUCAUCUGUCUACUAGAAUAAAAUGUAUAAUGUUUCAAAAGAUUUUCAGUAUUUCUUUUCAUUUAUGUUCAGCUCCCUCACUUGGAAAGUGACCUGAAUAAUGUAAACAUAUAACAGUUAAAUCAGGAUUGUUACUUAACUAGGAUGUGUAUAAUAAUAGAUAUGUAAGCUUUCGUAUUUGCACAUGGGAUGUUCUACCUUAGAAGUGUCAGGUACUGCAAUAUUUUUUGAUAAAAGUUCAAAGCAAAUUAAGUUUUGAAUGAAGUUACCGGUAUUAAUUUUCUGCUUGAAACUUUUUUACUAGAUUGUUUACUGUACAAACGGACCAUUUUUAGUGCUUAUUUUGCAGCCUUUUUUCAAGUUUUGUUGAAGUUGCUCUAUGCUGAGUGUUUUUUUUUUUACCAUAUCUAAUUACUGUAAACUGUUGUGUGUAUAUUUCACCAGUUGUAUAUUUCUCUAUCACUCUUAGGUAUUUUAUAAUUAUCAAUGUUUAGGUAUAUAUUAAUUAUCUUUUGUUGUUAGUUAUUAUAUUGAAUAUUGUUGUUGUUAACUUUAAGACUCUAUAGAUAGAAGAUGAUAAUUUGGCAUUUGAUGGGGCUUAAAGGCACUUGUCUCCAGAUUUACUUCAAAAUAUUGUAACUUUUCCCUCAAAAUAUCUCAGUUUUCAAAAACAAGCUUCAGUAUAUUAGAAGUUUUAAAGGACAGUGAUUAAAAAAGAUAUGUUUGCUGUAUGUUACAAAGUAAAAACUAAAAUUCUUGUACAUUUCAUCCUAGUUUUACAAUGAAACGGAGUAAAAUGUUUCAGUAUAUUUUAAAAUUGAACUACUGUUUUCAUAAAUUAUAGUAGUAUUGCAUGAAACUGACAUUUUCAUUCUACUGUAUAGUCAACCUUUUCUUUAGAAUUAUUAGCUUAUAAACAUUGUUUCUCAGUUCUAAAAAAAUGGCAUAAAUCUGGAGUUGUGCCCCUAUAAGUAAGGAUAAAUCUGAUGUUAUAAUUGAGUAAUCAGCUGAUUGAUUGUGUAGGAUUGACCUACUCUGACUUUGUAUGCUUAUGUUGAUAUCUUUGUAAUGUAUGCAGAUGUCAGAUUAUCAUCUGUUAUCUAUACUUGUACUAUAGUGAUACACUGUGAUUGUUAGUUCUUGUGAUAAAACUGCGUAAUAAAUACACCAUAUAAAAGC